Messenger RNA from Merops nubicus (carmine bee-eater), 846 nucleotides. RefSeq names its product myocyte enhancer factor 2C (gene MEF2C). The transcript is spliced from 7 exons. Lineage: Eukaryota; Metazoa; Chordata; Aves; Coraciiformes; Meropidae. The annotation marks the transcript as partial. The record is from RefSeq and is a predicted model, not a curated record.
ACGUUGAGAAAGAAAGGACUUAAUGGCUGUGACAGUCCAGACCCCGAUGCAGACGAUUCAGUAGGUCACAGCCCUGAGUCUGAGGACAAGUACAGAAAAAUUAAUGAAGAUAUUGAUCUAAUGAUCAGCAGGCAAAGAUUAUGUGCUGUUCCACCACCAAACUUUGAGAUGCCAGUUUCUAUCCCAGUGUCCAACCACAACAGUUUGGUGUACAGCAACCCAGUCAGCUCGCUGGGAAACCCCAAUCUUUUGCCUCUGGCUCAUCCUUCUUUGCAAAGAAAUAGCAUGUCUCCUGGCGUGACACAUCGGCCUCCGAGUGCAGGUAACACAGGUGGCCUGAUGGGUGGGGACCUCACAACCGGUGCAGGCACCAGUGCAGGGAAUGGAUAUGGCAACCCCCGCAACUCUCCAGGUCUGCUGGUCUCACCUGGCAAUUUGAACAAGAAUAUGCAAGCAAAAUCUCCGCCUCCAAUGAAUUUGGGAAUGAACAACCGUAAACCAGAUCUCCGUGUGCUUAUUCCACCUGGCAGCAAGAAUACGAUGCCAUCAGUGUCUGAGGACGUUGAUCUGCUUCUGAAUCAGAGGAUAAAUAACUCCCAGUCUGCUCAGUCAUUGGCUACUCCAGUGGUUUCCGUAGCAACUCCUACUCUACCAGGGCAAGGGAUGGGAGGAUACCCAUCAGCCAUCUCAACAACAUAUGGUACUGAAUAUUCUCUGAGUAGUGCAGAUAUAUCAUCUCUCUCUGGGUUUAAUACAGCCAGUGCUCUUCAUCUUGGUUCUGUGACUGGCUGGCAACAGCAACACCUACAUAACAUGCCACCAUCUGCCCUCAGCCAACUGGGGUAA